AUCAUAGCAUCACAAUCUCAGGACUCAUCAACGUAGUCACAACACUCAUCAUACAACAUGGUUGCGAAGUUCGUUGUCCUUUUCGCUCUGGUGGCAGCUGUCAGUGCCGACCAUUCAAGCUUCUCGUACGGUGUAGCCGAUCCUUACACUGGUGACUUCAAGAGUCAGGUGGAGAGCCGCGCUGGAGACAAUGUGCAGGGACAGUACUCUCUAUUGGAAUCCGAUGGAACUCGCCGCACCGUGGACUACGCUGCUGGUGCUGAAGGCUUCAACGCUGUUGUGAGGAAGGACCCUGCUCUGUUCGCCUCUCUGCCCUAUGCCUACAGUUCCGCAUAUGGAUACCCUGCUGCCUACCCAUACGGCAGAUUCGGUGCCUUGGCCUACUCUUACCCCUACGGACGCUUCUACUAAAUAACGACGAUAUGCUUCAAGGAUAAAGUACAAGACUAAAUUCAUAAUCAUAUUUUUAUACCGCCAUAUAUUAAAAACUAUGUAAAUAUUGUACAUAAUAAAACCAUCUA
Molecule: messenger RNA, 521 nt
Organism: Vanessa atalanta (red admiral)
Lineage: Eukaryota; Metazoa; Arthropoda; Insecta; Lepidoptera; Nymphalidae
Product: larval/pupal rigid cuticle protein 66-like
Exons: 2
Coding region: 58-411 (117 amino acids)
Cellular component (GO): extracellular matrix
Source: RefSeq, a predicted model, not a curated record